AUGCUAGGAGUACAUAUCAUUGGAGCGAAUGCUGGAGAAAUGAUUGCUGAAGCUUGCUUGGCCCUUGAAUAUGGAGCGUCUGCUGAAGACGUUGCUCGAGUGUGUCACGCUCAUCGACUCUCUCUGAAGCUUUCCGUGAGGCAAAUCUCGCUGCAUAUUGUGGAAAGGCUAUUAACAGCAUCUAAGUAUCAUAUUUCGUUAAUAGUUUGCAAAACUAUGUUUUGUGAUGCUCUAUGCUCUAAAUGUGUUUGCGCUUCGUGA
Molecule: messenger RNA, 261 nt
Organism: Ostertagia ostertagi
Lineage: Eukaryota; Metazoa; Nematoda; Chromadorea; Rhabditida; Trichostrongylidae
Source: the annotation of a GenBank genome assembly